Messenger RNA from Penicillium pulvis, 2211 nucleotides. RefSeq lists its product as uncharacterized. NCBI's taxonomy places the organism in Eukaryota, Fungi, Ascomycota, Eurotiomycetes, Eurotiales, Aspergillaceae. The record is from RefSeq and is a predicted model, not a curated record. Gene Ontology annotation, molecular function: zinc ion binding; DNA-binding transcription factor activity, RNA polymerase II-specific; DNA binding. The coding region runs from base 1 to 2211 and encodes 736 amino acids. Gene Ontology annotation, biological process: regulation of DNA-templated transcription; DNA-templated transcription. The transcript has 4 exons.
AUGGACAGAAACUCUCCGUCUAAGCCGCGAAGAGCCGCUAAGGCCUGUGUGUUUUGCCGACGUAGGAAGUUCCGCUGUGAUAACGAGAGACCGACAUGUUCUAGCUGCAAGACGUAUGCACAGAACUGCGCCUACGUACCCCGGCCUGAGAAGCCAAGGCCGACAAAAGCUCACUUAUCACGACUGGAGGCAGAAAAUGAACAGCUCCGACGGCAACUCGGACGCGUUGAUACUAACUCGGAGGAUGGGGGUGACACCACGGCAGGCAGUCCAUCGCAGUCGCAACAACAGACACAACAAACUUCGGAGACAUCGAACACAGUGCCAAAUACAGAUUGGUCUCAUUCGGCUGUCUCGCGGAUCUUCAUCUCACCAAAUGGCGACUCAAGCUACCAUGGGCUUACGAGUACUUUAUUUGAUGAUGCACCGACUGAUCGACAUGGCCAUUCCCGGUCGACAGAUCCACAAGUACCGGUAGAACAUAUUCGCAAACAGUUGAUGGGGGAAGCUGCAUAUCAACGGCAAUUAGAAGCAUUGAACAUGCGGCAAGGGAAACUUGACUUUGAUGGAGUAGAUCCUGAGCUGGGAAUGCAUCUCCUAAAUCUACAUUGGAACCGGCAACACCAUUCAUUCUUAAUCACAUAUCGUCCAGCUUUUAUGCGGGACAUGGCCACCGGUGGGCCAUGCUUCUCGAAGCUCUUGUUGAACGCAAUCUACUUUGGCGCGUCAAAAUUCAGCAACCGUCCCGAAGUUCGCCGAGAUCCCGAUGAUGUGAGAACAGCCGGAUGGAAAUUUCGUCUGCGAGUGAAAGAGUUGCUUGGCGGUGCUUUGGAUCGAAGUGAAAUCACCACGAUCCAGGCCCUGCUGGUGAUGACCAGCUCCCUGUUUGCAUUGGGGGACGAGCGCAGUGCUGCGUGGCUCUAUGCCGGUGCAGCGUUCAGAAUGAUCAUCGAUCUGGGCAUGCACGUUGAUGCUACAAUGCUGAGCAACAUGCGCCGCCUUUCUGAUGAAGACAUAGAGAUACGCCGUCGAGUAUUUUGGGGGGCCUUUAUUGUUGAUAAGAUUCAAUCUCUAUACCAGGGUCGCCCUGCAAGCCUACAGGACUUCGAUACGAAAGUGUCGAUAACAUUCUUGGACCAAUACGAGGAGCUCGAACACUGGCAGCCUUUUGCUUAUUCAGAUGUGCAGUCAUACCCGGGCUCCCCAGCAUACAGUGUUUCAACUUUUACCGAGCUUUGCAAACUAUCACUGAUCCUGAACGGUAUCUUGAACAAAGUAUACUCGGAGAGAAGUUCAAAUCGAUCAUCCCAGGAACUGAUUACUACAUUGAAUGCCUUGGAUGAGCAACUCAAGGGAUGGCAUGAUGCGCUGCCGGAGCAUUUACGGUUCGGUAAUCCCACAACACAAGUUACACCGCCACCUCAUGUCCUCUCUCUUUUGGCACUUUACAAUGUGCUUCUUAUCCUUCUACACCGACCAUUUGUGGCCGAAGGGCAUCUCCAUACAACCGACCUCUCAGUUGCCGUCAGUUCCUUCACUACCUGCACGACAGCAGCGAAUCGAAUAAUCCACAUCCUCCAAGCUUACGACCACGCAUUCUCUAUCAGACGUGCCCCAUAUCUGAUUUCAUACGCGACAUAUGUCGCUGCAACAAUCUACGUUAGAGUUGCAGCCCAAAGGAAAGAUGGAAGUAGAGCGCACUCGAAUCUUCGGACAUGCCUUGAUAUAUUCCAGAAGAACCAAGGGACGAACUGGGCUGUCCGCCGGGCAAAGAAUGUGAUUGUGCAUUUAAUGGAUCGCAUGGGAGUUGAUCUGAGUACCCCUCACCAGGAACGCGAGGCCCGGCCAUGCCAUGAUGACAAUGGGCAAACGGGGGAUUUGGGAAAUGGGGCUGUUGUCGACGACGGGGAUCUUAUACCAGCUGCAUCACCGAGUCAAAUGACGCCUCCAGAGACAGAGGCAUCGGAGUUGGAUAUGGACAUGAUUAUACAGAGCUUUAUUCGGCAACAGGCAAGACCAGGUGAAGGACACAUGUUUGACGAGUCUAGCUAUAAUGCUCUGCCUGGUCCUACAGUCCAGCUUGGAACGCCAGGUGUUUUCACUCCCUCCAUCGUCCCAGGGUACAACGACGCAUAUUUUGAUGCCCAGUUCGAUGAUGAUAUGUUGUUUGGGUUUAAUGGAUCUGUGCAAGAUAGCAUACUGUAUAAAUAG